AAAGGGAACAAAUGCACUCCACCAUAAUGCUGAUGUCACUCCUUAAACUGACUGAUCUGGAUUCUAAGCCUUCAGCAUUUCCUGUUACUCUCCUCCCUGUGUGAGAGCUUCAGAGAGUUGUUCCCCACCCUCAAUAUUCCCCAAACUAGGGAACAAGAUUUGUUUCACCCAGAUACCUCUGUUCCUCCAGAGGAGAAUUUGCUUAUUUCUCAUGUCUUCUCAGCUGUCAAGACGACCACCCUGGGCCCCACCAACACUGCCACCACCACCACAGCUGGCCUCAGUGUCUCAGAGGGCAAAAGGAGCUCAGAGUUUUGGCCCCUGAGUCUGGGAGCCAUGAUUGGGGUGGCACUGGCCUGCGCUGUGCUCAUAACUGUGAUUUUGGGACUGAUGGUCUACCUCAGGUGGAAGAGAAGGAAAGGUCUGCGCACUAAAGCCAGAACCCCAGCCAGGGGAUCCUUCCAGAACACUGAGGAGGAGUACGAGAAUAUUGGGAAUAAAGGACAAUAUACAGACCCCAAGCAGGACCCCAAGGAUGAUGGCAUCGUCUAUGCCUCCCUUGCCCUCUCCAGCUCCACCUCACCAGCAGCACCUCCCUGCCCCCCUCUCAGUGGGAGCCCCCAGGAAGAGACUCUGUACUCUAACUUAAAGGCCUAAGGAGUGGACUGAAUGAUGACCUCCUUAGAGUGAGCUGUGCAGAGGGUCUCAGCUUCCAA
Messenger RNA from Ceratotherium simum simum (southern white rhinoceros), 716 nucleotides. RefSeq names its product paired immunoglobulin-like type 2 receptor alpha. Gene Ontology annotation, molecular function: MHC class I protein binding. Lineage: Eukaryota; Metazoa; Chordata; Mammalia; Perissodactyla; Rhinocerotidae. The record is from RefSeq and is a predicted model, not a curated record.